Messenger RNA from Portunus trituberculatus (swimming crab), 3813 nucleotides. RefSeq lists its product as uncharacterized. Bases 677 to 2665 code for a protein of 662 amino acids. The transcript has 6 exons. NCBI's taxonomy places the organism in Eukaryota, Metazoa, Arthropoda, Malacostraca, Decapoda, Portunidae. The record is from RefSeq and is a predicted model, not a curated record.
CCACUGAGCUACCGGGCGUGUGUGUGUGUGUGUGUGUGUGUGUGUGUAAAGGUGAAUGAUGAAUGUACAUACUUCGGUAUACGUAAUAGUAUAUAAGUAAGUGAAAUAUAAGAGAUAUUUGAAAAAAAAACAAUAAAAAACACUCAAAUAUCAAAGCAAAGGGAGAAAACACGAUAAAAGACAAAAAAAAAAAAAUAAAAUAAAGUAAAACGAAGCAAAAAAUCUGACAAAAAUAGUGAAACAUAAAAUAAAAACUAUAUACAAAAACAGAGAAAAGAAAAAAAAAACCGAGUCACAGGAACAGCCGCGGACACGGAAAUAAAACUAAAUCAAGGACACUAAAAGGACUGAGAGAGUGAGUGCAGAAAAAAAAGAGUGGAAAGAAAAAAAUGCUCGUAGAGUUGUGUCUCAAAUAAGGCAAUAGAGAGACAGUGAGGACAAAGAAGAGGAGAGACGAGGAGGCAGUGAUGGGGCGGCCAGGAGGAGGACAAGGAGGACGAGGAGGACGAGGAGGAGGAGGAUGAGGAGGUUCACGGUGGCCAGGCAAGAGUAACGCCUCGGAAUAAAGAAUCUGAACGCUGAGCAAGACUUCCAACCACACCGCCAUAAAAGAGGACAACGUGAGGGAAAAAAAAGAGGAAAAAGAAAGGAAAAAAAGACAGAUCAGGGAGACAUUAUGAGGGUGAACAGCCAUCACUAUAGCCACACCCACCGCCACCACCACAACUCGGGCGUGGAGGGCGGGUCGUGCCGCAGGCGUGGGGGCUGCGGGCCUGUUUGGUGCUCGCGAGAGACAUGGCAAGCCGCUGUGCAGCUGGUCCUGCUGUGUCUGGCCUCCUGCUCCUGGACACUGUUGCUUAUUUCUCUCACCCUCACCUCCCCUAUUUCCGCCCACAGGCACGUGGUGGAGGCAGUGGUGGACACUGGGCCUCCGUGGAAGGGCGGCAGCGCCGAGGCCUGCGAGGAGUGCCUCACCCGACACGGACCACCAGGAACUUAUUGGCGUGUGUUCCAAGGACCGCUACAGCAGGUAGUGACUGCUCUGAACCAUCUGGACCAGCCCCUGGCUCCCCCUGCUCUGCGCGCUCAGUUGCUGGGGACCAGGACGCUACUGCGGCACCUGGCCACCGUCCUGCACCUACCACUCUUCGACAACACCGAAGAUGAUACAGAGACAAAGAGGAGCGAGGCUGCGGUGUGGGCGGCGCCGGGGGAGCCUCACGGGCGGCUGGCAUGCCAGGAGAGGUUUCUCGGUUCCAAGGUUGGUUAUCCACGAUACGUGCAGGGCUUCACGCGCGUGGCCUGCACUGCUCUGCCCCUGAAGCAAGUGGUGACGGCAGUGCUAUGGGACGUGGAGCCUAAGUACCUUAAGAACCUUCUGUCGAACUUUGAGCGCAUAUACCCAGAGCUACCGCUGUUGCUGCUAAGUGACUCAGACCUGCGCGGCAAGGACAACUUAGUGGUCGAACCUCCUACGCCCUCGGUGCCGCAAGCGCUCGCUAAAGCCAUCGCUCGUGUAAAGACACCUUAUGUGUUACUUGCUUCCAAUUUAACUCAACUUAGUCACCACUCCCGGCUAGAGAGGCUGGUGUGGGUGGCGGAAUGGGCGGGCGUGUGGGCAGUGGGUGGCUCCGUCAGAGGGGCAGACGGUCGGUGGAGAGCGGGGUGCCUGCAAGUGAGAGAGGACCACGGUCAGCUCGUGUACGCCCGUGGGUACGACACCUCAUUGCAUGAGUGCCAGCUGUGCCAUGCCCUGGAUGGCCCUGUCGUCAUGCGGACGGCGGCGCUGGCUUCUCUCAGCUGGCCCGAAAACGCCACCGCCAGACAACUUCUCUUCCCGGAGUUGUUCCUGGAGAUCCACGCCAAGGCCGCUCCUCACCAGCACGGAGCCGCGGUAUGUCCUGACGCCAUGUUCCUGCAAGCAGCUCUGGAGGCUCCCUGGCAAGUGGCGGCUGAUCCACGCCUGCAAAGACGGGAGCUACAGCGGGUGGCGGCGCUGUGGAGACCCUUGGCUCAGAAGCGACACCUCGUCCGCCUUCACCUGCCUUCGGGAAUCAUCAUCAAUUACCCUUGUGAUUUCCGCCCCGCCGUCCACUCUGACCAAACUUUAGGCUCCCCAUGGACUCUCACGGACGCCGCUUCGCUGCCUCUCUGGACGUGCGAGCGCCAGGAGAUCGCAGCAAUACUCUCUCAACUACUGCAGACGUGUGACACUCUCCAGAUCAAGUGUUUCUUACCGCAGGCAUCCCUGCCAGACGCUGACGGCGAUUCUAGCUUACCAGGGAGUGAAGAGGGAGAGGACGGAGAGCUGCAGGUGAGGGCAGCUGUGGCCUUCUUGCCCCCGCGCCUGUCGUUCCUCGCUAACUUUUCACAUUACACAACCUCCAACGAGGGCGAGUCACUGAAGGUGGCGGGGCGAUGGUGGCGCGUCAUCCUCACGCCCACGCCCGUGCCCUACUCCACCCGUUGGGUCAGGAGGGAGGUGGUGGACGGGGUGUGGGUAUGGACAAUUCAGCCAGACAUUGAGAAAAGUCAUACUGGGACUGACGGACCUCUACCCAACCUCCGCGCCGCAGACACAACGUGGGAGGAGGACGUGCAGGUGUUGAUGAGGCCGAGGUGUGCUGCGGGUCGCACCUCCCAACCUGUCAUCACCUCGCCGUAACAAAGGACUCAGGAAGGUCACACAGCAUCAGAGCCCCGUCACAGCCCGUCACAGUCAGCCUCAUACUCACACUCGCUCGCCCACAUCAGCCGUCUGCCUCUUGAGAAUAAGGUCCCUUUUAGGUUAAGGUGUCUCGGAUAUUCAUGAAUGCAUACGUACAUACAUACAUGCAUACUCAAAGUCAUGUUAAAUAGGGUUAUCAUUCUAUUCAUCGUAAGUAUCCAUAAAUUUGAUUUUUAAACCUCCAUAUUAGCCUAAAACCAAAAAGAAAUAGUCACUAAGUAUAUUCCAUUCAUCUAUCUCUGAGAACUAAUUUCUUAAUCAGUCUCUAUUAGUCAAACCAAUACUCUUCCAAAAAGUUAAAAACAUUACCUUUUAAAAAAACAUCACUCACAUUCUCAGAAUUUCCUGUCUUCACUACAUUCACUUGUCUCUUCUGCCUUAUCACUUUAGCAUGUCAAUCUACACGCAAAAUAAGAGCAUAACCCUUUUGAAAAACAUCAGUUCUUUUCUUCGCUCACUCCUUCCUCACUUGAUUCACAUUCAUUUGUCUCUCCUACCUCAUCAACUAAGCAUGUCAAUCAGUCCACCCGUAUCAAUCAAUCUCUAUCAGUCAAACCAUUACUAGUUGAAGAUUUGAAACACGUCUUUAAAUGAAAGAAAAAUCUCUUUCUCGUAUAUUUUUUGUUCACUACACUUGGUUUACUUCAGGAUCUCAGCAUGUCAGUCAGUCAAUCAGUCAGUCAGUCAGUCGCCCUGUUAGUUCUUCACCAUCCAUACAAGUUUAGCUAUAAAAUUGUUCAUAUCAGCCAUACAAACAGUAAAGCCUUAUCCUGCAGCUUUAUUCUCUCUCUCUCUCUCUCUCUCUCUCUCUCUCUCUCUCUCUCUCUCUCUCUCUCUCUCUCUCUCUCUCUCUCUCUCUCUCUCUCUCUCUCUCUCUCUCUCUCUCUCUCUCUCUCUCUCUCUCUCUCUCUCUCUUAAUCGGUAGCCAGGGCAAUUAGGGUUAAUAUAAGGAACAAACAAAUACUCUCUCCUUAGUCCUUCACACACACACACACACACACACACACACACACACACACACACACACACACACACACACACACACACACACACACACACACACACACACACACACACACACACAC